AUGCCACUCUUUGAGAAAGCAAAAACCAAUCAAGAAUUGUUGAAGGAGCAAAAGAAGGAACUUCGUUCUGGUACUCGGGAUAUGGACAGAGAGGCUAAUAAAUUAAAAACAGAAGAGCAAAAGCUUCAAAUUCAAGUAAAGAGGGCUCUUGAGAAAGGAGAUCAGACAACUGCCAAAACUCUUGCUAAACAAAUUGUAAAUUUAAGAAAACAACAAGAACGAAUGGGAAAGAUGAAACAAACAAUGAAUACAGUGCAGUUCAAAGCAACAUCCAUGCAAGCACAAGAUAAAAUGGUUGGAGCUAUCAAGGCAACUGGAAAUGUCAUGCAAAAGAUGAAUCAACAAAUGAAUCUUCAAGAUAUGCAAAAGACAAUGAUGGAAUUCCAACAGGCACAAGAAAAGACAAGUAUGACUGAAGAAAUGAUGGAUGAUGCUUUGGAUGAUAUGUUCCAAGAUGAAGAGGAAGAAGUAGAUGAAGCAAUGGAACAAAUUUAUGAUGAAAUUGGAUUGGAAGUGAGUGGAAAAUUAUCAGGUGCCAAGACUGGAUCUUCUGCUCUAAAAGCUUCACGAAAAGAAAAGGAUUUGGAUGAAAUUGAGGAUGAUGACGAAUUAAUGAGACGAGUUAUGAAUUUGAAAUAA
Molecule: messenger RNA, 639 nt
Organism: Naegleria gruberi
Lineage: Eukaryota; Heterolobosea; Eutetramitea; Acrasida; Naegleriidae
Exons: 1
Coding region: 1-639 (212 amino acids)
Biological process (GO): protein transport; late endosome to vacuole transport; endosome transport via multivesicular body sorting pathway
Cellular component (GO): ESCRT III complex; multivesicular body
Source: RefSeq, a predicted model, not a curated record